Molecule: messenger RNA, 4613 nt
Organism: Calypte anna (Anna's hummingbird)
Lineage: Eukaryota; Metazoa; Chordata; Aves; Apodiformes; Trochilidae
Gene: COG3
Product: component of oligomeric golgi complex 3
Exons: 23
Coding region: 33-2507 (824 amino acids)
Biological process (GO): Golgi organization; intra-Golgi vesicle-mediated transport; intracellular protein transport
Cellular component (GO): COG complex; cis-Golgi network; membrane
Source: RefSeq, a predicted model, not a curated record
CAGCCGCUGACCCCACUGCCGCCGCCGCCAGCAUGGCGGAGCCGCCUCCCGCCGAGCCGGCGGGCAGGGAGCUGCGGGACCGCCUGAGCCUGUGGGACCGCCGCCCGCAGCCCUCCGCGCCGCUCAGCGACCGCCAGACGGACUCGGUGCUGGAGCUGAAGGCGGCGGCCGAGAACCUGCCGGUACCGCCGGAGCUUCCAAUUGAAGAUUUGUGCAGCCUGACAUCCCAGUCACCAACUGUUACGCUGAUGGCUGUGGUGCCAGAAUCCACAGAGGAUGUGCUCUUGAAAGGAUUUGCUGUCCUGGGGAUGGAGAAUGAAAGAAUUGAAACAGCACAGCAGUUCUUCUCGUGGUUUGCUCAGGUACAAACACAGAUGGAUCAAGAUGAAGGUGCCAAGUACAGACAGAUGAGGGAUUACUUGUCUGGGUUUCAGGAGCAAUGUGAUGCUAUCUUGAACGAUGUGAAUAGUGCCCUUCAGCACCUGGAGUCACUGCAAAAACAGUACCUUUUUGUGUCCACAAAGACAGGAACACUGCACGAGGCCUGUGAACAGCUUUUGAAAGAGCAGUCAGAACUAGUUGACCUGGCUGAAAACAUCCAACAGAAGCUUUCCUAUUUUAAUGAGCUGGAAACCAUCAACACAAAACUGAAUUCCCCUACACUCUCUGUGAACAGUGAAGGAUUCAUUCCCAUGCUGGCUAAGCUUGAUGAUUGUAUUGCAUACAUUUCAUCACAUCCAAAUUUUAAAGACUACCCUGUAUAUUUGGUAAAGUUUAAACAAUGCCUUUCUAAAGCUAUGCACCUUAUCAAGACGUACACUGUGAAUACCCUACAGAACCUCACAAGCCAGUUAAUGAAAAGGGAUCCUUCAUCUGUGCCAAAUUCUGACAAUGCCUUCACGCUGUUUUAUGUAAAAUUCAGAGCAGCUGCUCCCAAAGUCAGAACUCUUAUUGAACAAGUAGAGCAAAGAACUGAAAAGAUGCCAGAGUAUCAGCAAGUUCUCAAUGAAAUCCAUCAGUGUUACCUCGACCAGAGGGAGCUUUUGCUUGGUCCAAGUAUUGCUAGCACUGUUACAGAAUUAACCAAUCAGAACAACAAAGAUCAUUGUGCUCUGGUGCGAAGUGGCUGUGCCUUUAUGGUCCAUGUAUGCCAGGAUGAACACCAGCUUUACAAUGAGUUCUUCACAAAGCCAACACCAAAACUGGAUGAACUCUUGGAGAAGUUGUGUCUUUCAUUGUAUGAUGUCCUAAGGCCAAUGAUCAUCCAUGUUAUUCACUUAGAAACACUUUCUGAACUCUGUGGGAUUCUCAAAAAUGAGAUGCUUGAAGAUCAUGUGCAGAACAAUGCUGAACAACUGGGUGCCUUUGCAGCUGGUGUCAAACAGAUGUUAGAAGAUGUACAAGAGCGUCUUGUCUAUAGGACACACAUUUACAUUCAGACUGAUAUCACAGGCUAUAAGCCUGCUCCAGGUGAUCUUGCAUAUCCUGACAAGUUGGAAAUGAUGGAGCAAAUUGCACAGAGUUUAAAAGAGGAAAAGAAGAAGGUGCCAUCUGAAGCUUCAUUUUCAGAUGUCCGGCUAGAAGAUCCCGAGUCCAGCAGCUUGGUUAAAUCUGGUUCAGCAGAAUCCCUUAAUCCCAGGCACCAGACCAUGAUUUCACCAGCAGAUCUGCAUGGAAUGUGGUAUCCCACUGUCAGAAGGACUCUAGUUUGUCUCUCCAAGCUGUACAGAUGUAUAGAUAGGGCAGUGUUUCAGGGAUUAUCGCAAGAGGCCUUAUCUGCCUGCAUCCACUCGCUCCUGGGAGCUGCUGAUUCCAUCAGCAAAAAUAAGACCCAGGUUGAUGGACAGCUUUUCUUAAUAAAACACCUUUUGAUUCUUCGUGAACAAAUUGCUCCUUUCCACACUGAUUUCACCAUUAAGGAAAUUUCCCUGGACCUUAAGAAAACUAGAGAUGCAGCAUUUAAAAUCCUGAACCCUAAGACAGUUUCAAGAUUUUUUAGACUGAACAGCAACAACGCCUUGAUACAGUUCCUACUGGAGGGUACUCCAGAAAUCAGAGAACAUUAUAUUGACUCUAAGAAGGAUGUAGAUCGUCACCUGAAAUCAGCCUGUGAGCAGUUUAUUCAGCAGCAAACCAAACAGUUCAUAGAACAGCUGGAGGAGUUCAUGGCAAAGGUGGCUGCUUUAAAAACAAUGGCCACUCAAGGAGGUCCCAAAUACAGCCUCUCACAGCAACCUUGGGCACAACCAGCAAAGAUCAAUGAUCUGAUCUCUUCCACUUACAAGACCAUAAAAACAAAGCUACCAUCAACCUUACGAAGCAUGUCAUUAUACCUGUCCAACAAAGAUACAGAAUUAAUUUUGUUUAAGCCAGUUAGGAAUAAUAUUCAGCAAAUGUUCCAGAAACUCCAUGCUUUCUUAAAGGAAGAAUUUAGUAAUGAAGAUCUCCAGAUCAUAGCUUGUCCUUCAAUGGAACAGGUGAACUUACUUUUAUCUAUGUCCAAGUAGCCCAACAGUGAUGCUGCUUGAAAUAAGCUUCAGCUGCUUGCCAGGCAGUGAAGGGAAUGUGAAGACAUUUGCUUGAAGUAAAGGAAGGAUCCCACUGUGCAGUCCACUCUGCAUCAAAGCUAUCGAGGCUGCUGAACCCUCUUAGGGGAAAAAAAAACAACACAACAAAAAUCCAGCCAACAGCAAACCCCUCAGCUUUACUGAUUUGUUAAAGGUCUUCCUGUUCAUUGGCUUGAGAAGGGGUAAGAAAAUGAAACAAAACCCCUUUGUUGGAUCACUCUUACGGAAGCUCAGUUACUGUCUUAUCCAGAUGUUUUCAAAGUUGAAAUCCUGGGGUUUUUUUAAUGUAAAAACCUUUCUUCCUUUCUUGCUUUCCUUUAGUAAGCUGAUGUUUGCAGUGAAAACCACACUUUGAAAGACAUGCUGGUAAUGAAGCACAGGGAAUCAAAUGGGAGUGGUAAUAGAUAUUUGCAAGAUAAGCACAUUGGUAUCCCAAUUUGAUUUAAGCAGGCAUGCUCCAAUUUUCCUUUAACUCACCUGAAAAUCCUGGUAAUCCACCACAUGCAUGAACAUAAUUCAGAGAUUUAGAUGGGAGAGCUUUUUUUCCCCACAUGCGAAGCAUUUCUUGAAACACUGGAUGUGCUGGUUUUCUUACACUGUUGUGGCUGGGAGCUGUGAGGUCUAAACCUGAAGUUUCACACUCUCAACCUUCCUCCAUGUAAAGAAUCUCAGUUCCUUGGGAUUUGCAAUGGAAAGCUGUGCAAUAUAAUUUCUCUUGUUUCUGAGGGAACUGCAUAUUUUCAGAUGCUUUACAGCAAAGCUUAGCAUUGAGAUUCUCAGGUACUUAGUGUUAGGUUACUGUUCUGGGGUUUUUUUUGCCUUACCCAAGAUCAAACGGUGGUGUUGCAUUGUUUAAAUUAGGGACUGGGACUUGUACAGCAUUUCUGUGCUGGAGUAAGUGCUAAUCAGGGUGUGUAGGGAUGCCAGAAAUGGAAUGUGCAAACCUGUCAAAUCAGCAUAGUAAAGAGGGGUAAGUACUUGGUAACUGGUAAUCAGUGCAUGCUGUUCAGUCUACAUUAAUUGGUCAUUAUUUUGAAAAACUGUAUGCUAAACACUCAGCCAGUACUCCAGUGAAACACUACAAGCAGCUGUAGGGUGUCUCAGUGCAUAGAAAAAGGUGGUGACUUACAUGGCAGAUUUUUAACUUACUUAUAAAACCUGUUUUGUAGUAGAUGUAGAUACUUCCAUGCACAUCAGUGGUGUUUUGAUUUAAUUUUCCUGUUACAAAUCACGUGGCUGGAGAAUAAGAGGGUAGGAUGUAAAGCUACCACAAGAAGUGUUGCAACAGUGGUGCUGAGGUACAUAAAUGGUACUCCUAGGACCUUACAUGACUCCUUAAAAAUGAACUAAAGGACCUAACAAGGAAGAAAACUUGCCCUUUGUUUUUACUGAUAUAGAAAUGCAGGCUGUAAGAUAAUGUCUGGUGCAUUGUAAUAUAUGUAUAUUUGUUUUUUUAUAAAGUUUUACAGAAGGACUGCACGGUCGCUGUACAGAGUAAUUACUGACUUAAUACAAACAUUGUACAGAGAAGAUGUGAAGGGUAAACAGUUGCAAUAGUCACUCCUGUGCUUGGGAUCUUUUUCUCUCUUAGAGUACACAGACAGCUCUGGGACAGCUGGUGGAAAGAUUAAAAGAGCAAUCAGUUUAUACAGCCUGUUUGCUAAACGAACAUUUGUUUAAACAUGUACAGUUUCAGAUAUUUACGUUUACAAAUAGUGUAAAUACUUUCAAAAGAUUAAUUUAAGAUGCUUUAUAUUAUCUGACUAGAAACUUGCUGUUUUUAAUUUUUUUAAAUAAAAAUGUUGCCUCCUAUUUUGGUCCAAGAGUAAAGCUUUAUUCUGUAUCCUGAGGCUUGUUUGUCAAGGUAACUGUAGUACAGAGACAAUAAACAUCUUGUAAGCACAGGCAGUGCAUCACUGAGAGAAAGUGUUCUUUUUUAGCAGUAAGAGAACUGACUUUAUUUGGCACAGAUGUAUACCUGAGUGCUGAAUGUACAGCUAAUUGUUAAAGUAAUGCCUCUUUAUGGUUAUAAUAAAAGUAAAUUUG